This is a messenger RNA of Lathyrus sativus (Indian pea), 639 nucleotides long. Lineage: Eukaryota; Viridiplantae; Streptophyta; Magnoliopsida; Fabales; Fabaceae. The record is from the annotation of a GenBank genome assembly.
AUGUUCAAUUCAAUUCUUCUUCUCGUUCCUAUCAUCCUUGCAUUCAUGUUUACCUCUGUCAAUUCAAUGCGGUUUAGCCUUACAUCAGGUGAACCCAAAUGCAUCAGUGAGGAUAUCAAGAGCAAGGCCAUGACCGUCGGUAAUUAUUCCGUCGUUAAUCCCGGUGAAGGCUAUCCAAUUCCUGAUUCUCACAGGUUAACUGUCAGGGUUCGGUCGCCUAAAGGGAACAAUUACCACUUUGGGAAUAUGGUGACUUCUGGUAAUUUUGCAUUUACAACAGCUGAAGCUGGUGACUACACAACUUGUUUUACGGCGCGGGAACGCAAACCGCCGCUAACUGUGAUGGUUGAUUUUGAGUGGAGAGCUGGUAUGGCGGAGAGGGACUGGUAUAAGAUUGCGAAAAAAGAUCAUAUUGAAGUAAUGGAAUACGAGUUACAGAAGAUGUUUGACACUGUCACAUUCAUCCACGACGAGAUGUUUUAUCUUCGAGGAAGGGAGGAGGAGAUGCAAGAUCUUAACAGAACGACUGAUAAUAAGAUGUUUACAUUCAUUUUCCUUUCAAUCACGGUUUGCUUGUCUGUUGCUGGUAUGCAACUAUGGCAUUUGAAGACAUUCUUUGAGAGGAAGAAGCUCCUCUAA